This is a messenger RNA of Meloidogyne enterolobii, 4947 nucleotides long. The record is from the annotation of a GenBank genome assembly. Lineage: Eukaryota; Metazoa; Nematoda; Chromadorea; Rhabditida; Meloidogynidae.
AAAAUGGAACCCGGUCAACGGCUUUUUCAACCCGGAAAGACUUGUGUUGCUAACUCAAUAUGUCCACGGCUAAUAGAUUAUAUUGUAAUUGUCGGUUCACGCCCCUCUACAUCUUCCAAACGUCGCCGUAUUCCAACUCAAAACGGCGUUGCUUCAGCUGAGGGCGGUUUAUUCAACAACGCACCUCCAGGGGGAUUAAUUAGCCAUCCAGAAUUAUUGAGAAGAUAUCCAAAUGAAAAUCAUAGAGAUUUUGAAUUACCCAGAGAUGUUGUUUAUUUUUGUCAGCCAGAAGGUGCUGUGUCUUACACAGGAUCUGGUUUUCAUCAAUUAAGAAAAAGAAAUUUAUUUAACGAGGCAACUUCUUUUGUUUUUAUGUUAACUGAAAAAGAUACUGCCAAGGUGCGCUAUGGAGUAACUUUGAGCUUCUUUCUUAGCCUUGGCGCAAAACAAAAAGAACAACAACAACCUAAUUCACCUACAGUUAUUACAAACAACACUACAAUAGAACAACAAAAACAACGUCAACACCACAAACAUUCAUCUAGUGGUUCUGCUCAUUUAAUAUCGCUAUGCUUGUUAAGUCAUCACCCCUUUCUUUCUGCAUUUCGCGACCUUAUGCACCUUUUUCGACAUCUUGCCGAUUGUUGCAAUUAUCGUGCCAACUUGGACGAAUCUUUGCCUCGAGAUGCUGUGUGGACUGUGUUGGCAGGACAUUGGCCUCAGGGAAUGAGCAUUCCUAUGCCUGUAAUGCAAGAAUUACGCCAAUUGGAAACUUGGCUGUUUACAUUGCUAAGUUCGCCUGUUCCCGUGCCUGGAAAUACAAAAUUAUUACUUGAAGUUCUUCCAUCUGAUAUGAUGCCCUCUCCGUUAGAAUUUGCCCUUCCUGAUUAUACCAGAUUUUCUUUGGUAGAUUUCCCGUUGCAUUUACCGCUUGAAUUGUUGGGGGUGGAGGCUGUUAUGCAAAUUCUAGCUGCAAUAAUGCUUGAAUAUAAGGUUGUUCUCCAAUCUCGUAACUACAACGCUGUUAGCAUGUGUGUUAUGGCUUUAGUAGCAAUGUUAUAUCCACUAGAAUAUAUGUUUCCGGUUAUUCCAUUAUUACCGGCAUUUAUGCCUUCUGCCGAACAAUUAUUACUUGCACCAACGCCUUUUAUUAUUGGACUGCCAGCCUCGUUCUUUCACUUUAAAGGCAUCCAAAUACCUAGCGAUGUUUUACUUGCUGAUUUGGACACAAAUCGGCUUAUAAUGCCGAGUGAUCAAUCUGUCCGUAUUCCCCAAUUCCCCGAGUAUGAGGCCUCCAUACUCAGAGAAGAAUUUCUUAGAGCUAUGGGAAAACACCCAACAGAAGGACAUGAACUAUUAGAAAACGGAAUUGUUAAUUCUACAAUGGAUGGGGACGAAAUUGAUGUAAAAUGUAGAGUUGCAAUGAUACAUUUUUAUAGCGGCCCCAAUGUUUUUGCUAAUUUUAGCGAGCACACCCGAACUAUCCGUUUAUAUCCAAGACCUGUGGUAGCGCUUCAAGUGGAUUCAUUUCUCCGCAGUCGUGGACAGAACAAUGAAUUUAUUUCAGAAUUGUGCAAAACACAAGCAGUCGAAUAUUUUGCUGAAUGUUCCCUCUGUCCCCCAAACGAGACUUAUGUGCGAAUACAAACAGGAGUAAUAAGUCCAGAGCAAAUAGGCGACAAAGCAAAAUGGUUUUCUGAUUCUUUAAUGCCUGUACACUUUAAUGCAUAUCCUUAUGGCUCAACACUUUCUGAAGCAAUCUUUUUAUCUCGAAUUGAUAAAAGUGAAAAUUUACUUGAAAGGAAUAAUUCCGAAAAUAUAGACGACGAUGCCGAAAGCGAAUUCGCUACAACAGCCACUUCAAGCGACUUAGAGUCUGUUGGCUCUGUUGAAACUGGAGGGGCUUGGUCACCUUUUGGAAGUCGUUCUCCUUUAAAUUUGGACAUAUCCAAACCUCUCUCUGAUGCUUGUGAUAUUUAUCAAGCCCCCAAUCGUUUGGAACUACCUAAAAGUGAAAGCAAAAUGAGUAUAGACAGUUCAGAUAUUAGUAGUUGUCGUUCUUCACCCCUUUCUGUAGUUGAUUCUGAAGCAGAUUUUGCUCGUCUAGCUCAAAACUUGGCUUUAAAAAGAAAUGCUAAAGGCGAUUUCACAUUUGCAAAUUCUGGUCACGCCACAGACGAAGAGACGACGACUGUAUGUGAAAAUUCCUCUUCAAUUUUAACGAAUGAUUCAACAACAUCUUUACCUCUAAAUGGAUCACAAUCUAAUUUAAGCUCUUCAUCUUCAACAAAAAAUAUUAAAAAUAAUAAUCGUCCACUUGCAAUAAUGAAUAAAGCAUUAAAUAGUGGGCAAGGGGUAUUUGAUCAAAUGAUGAAGAAAGGCGCUCCUAAGGCUGCACAAGCUAUGGCAAAAGCUCUCCCUCUUGCGGAAGCUGUCAGUAACCGAGUAAUGGAAGAAGGAAGAGGAUUAUUAAAUAGAACAGCAGCUAAACAUAGUAAUGAAUACAUUAAUGAUUCAAUGUCAAUUAAUAAUGAAGCUAUGGAAAGGUUGAGGAAAUUAAGGGAACGUGAAAAUGCUGCUGCUGCGCAACAACAAAGAAAAAGUCAACAACAAAUAUUAGAAAUUUGUGAACAAGUAAUUUCUGGACAGGGAAUAGGUGUAUUUUCUGGAUCAAAAGUAAAAAGAUUAUUGGAGGAUGAAAGUUUGAGGGAAUUGGUUUGUUCAAAAUUAAAUAUGGGAUUGGAAGUUAAUUAUGCUGAAGAUGAAUUUUUACAAGAUGUGCAACUUAGUCGAGCUCAAUAUCGUGGAUAUCUCAAAUUGUUACAAGCUUGUAUUAUUGGGCUAGAAAGCAAUUUCAACAUGGCAGACUCUCAAUUAGGCUUAGCCUCAGCUUUCCACGUCCUUGAAAUUGCCCAUACCCAUUAUUGGACACCUUUACAACAAUCACAAACACCUAGUGGAGGAGGAACUCUUAACAGUGUUACGGAUGGAAUAAAAAGCUUGUUAACCAGCCCCUCGGCCUCUUCCACCAAUUUGGCAGCUAUGAGCACUCCCUCAUCUGGCUCUUAUUGUGAGAAAAUUACUCCCUUACAAGAAAAUAUUAGUCCAAUCCCUAACGAGACAUCAUUAAUUUGCCAAGAGGAACAGAACGGUCAAAUUUCUACAGAAAAUUUGUAUAGCCAACAGAAUCAUCAAAAUGCUCAUCCUCCCCCACCCCCUAUUCCUUCUAAUCCUCCCCCACCUUCAAUUAGUCCUUUGCCUCAAACAACUCAAGAAAGGCAGGAAUCCCUCUCAACUGUAUACACAAUUCCCCCUCCAAAAUUUCCACCGCCUCCGUUGCCUAUGAGAGCGCCUCCUCUUCCACCACGAAAUGCACCUUUAACAAACACAGAAUCCACAUCUUCCUCUGAACUAUCCAAAGAUGAGGAAAACCAUCCCCAUCCUCAUCCUCCUCCCCCUACACAAUCGCCUCCUCCACUUCCGCAACGUCCAAGAAGUGCAACAAGUGAAACAGGAACUGGCAAAAAAGAUAAUAGAGAAAUGACACAAAAUAUAAAAAAUGAAGAAAAAAUUUCCUUAUCAACAAUUAAUUUAUUAAAUAAUUCUACACAUGAAAUUAAAGUUAAGGAUGCAGUUCACAUUGAAAAUAAACAAAAAGAAAAUAUUAAAAAUGUUGUAGAAGAAAAAAUAAAAGAACAAACAAAAGAAAAAACAUUAAGUCCCCCAACAACAUUAAAUUUAAAAACAUUGGAGGAGUUGCAUAGUAAUUCUGGUAAUACAACGUUGUCUACUAUUAAUGAUGUUCAACCACCUAGAAAUUUUCUUUAUCAGGAUUUGCUUGGAAGCCUUCCUACUUCUUCAAACGUCUCUUCAGCAAGUGGAGCAAAUAUGUUGUGGUUGCGCAUGCCUUUUUGGGAGACUGCUUUUUUAGAUAUAGUUGCGCAAGAACGAGAUAAAAUAGGGAUGGAUGAGGAACCUGCAGAAAUGAUUGACCGUUAUUCCCAAUUAAGUGAAGCAGACCGUAAAAGGUUGGAGCUUGAAGAGGAUAGAAUACUGGCUACAUUAUUGCAUAAUAUGACUGCUAUGAUGCAUUUAUGUCACGUCCCUGUACGUACUAUUCAACAAAAAGUUAGGCGUAUGCUUGGAAAGGCACACAUAGGCUUAAUUUACUCCAAGCGUAUUAACCAAUUAUUGGAUGAGCUUAUUACCUUGCCUCCAACCGGAAAAAUCCCCUUAAAACCGCUUGUAAGCAGGCUUAUCCAAAAACAAGUAUUUGCCGUUCAUGAAGGUUCAAAUGCUGAGGCUCCUUUGUGCUUUUUAGAGAUUUGUGAUGAUGCAAUUAUUUUACGUGCCUGUAACGGUGCAAUACAAGAACGUUGGUGGUAUGAAAGGAUGGUGAACAUGACUUAUUCACCUAAAGCUCGUGUUCUUUGUCUAUGGCAGCGACAUGAUGAUCAAUGCCGUCAGCUUUACAACGCCAUGAAAUCAGCAAUGGAGCGUGCUGCUUCUAGGGGAAAAUACCAAACUGCUGGGCGUGAUUUAGGAGGAGAAUUUCCAAUACACGAUGUUGAGAGAAAUGAGGGGGGAUUGCUGAAAGUUAGAAUUGAUGGAAUUCAAAUACAAUUUGUUAAUUCUCAAGAAUUGAUAGAACUUUCUAACAUAAAGAAAUGCAAUACUCUUGGUGGAAACAUGUUUGUAAUUGAAGAAUAUGACAGAAAACGUGGUCGACUAAUCCAAAGACGCUAUAUUUCCACAGCGGCUGAUCAAAUAUGCUAUUCAGUGCUUUGUAUAUUCUCCUUCACAGCUGCACAAAAAGGGGGAGACAAAAAUAAUAACAAAAAUACUAACCAAAAGCAUUACAAAACAACACCUACUAGUACAAAUACAAAUAGUUUACUGCCUUCUAAUAGAAGGGAAUAUUGCAAAACCGGUGGAAUUUUAAGUUAA